Megalops cyprinoides (Indo-Pacific tarpon) is the source of this 2357-nucleotide messenger RNA. RefSeq names its product myristoylated alanine-rich protein kinase C substrate a (gene marcksa). Gene Ontology annotation, molecular function: calmodulin binding; actin filament binding. NCBI's taxonomy places the organism in Eukaryota, Metazoa, Chordata, Actinopteri, Elopiformes, Megalopidae. Bases 279 to 1097 code for a protein of 272 amino acids. Gene Ontology annotation, biological process: actin filament organization; central nervous system development. The transcript has 2 exons. Gene Ontology annotation, cellular component: cytoplasm; actin filament bundle; plasma membrane. The record is from RefSeq and is a predicted model, not a curated record.
CGUUGGACUCCGCAUCUUAUUAGCAACAAGGGAGAUUUCUCCAUUUUCCACCCUGUCUACAGCGACACAGCCACAAAUCUGGGAUUUUUUAUUACUUCUCUUAACUUGGCAGGCUUUUUUGCGAUUUACCCAUUUUGUUCACUGCGACUGGACUUCGAUUACUUCUAGUGUAAACUUUUCAAAGGGGGGGCAAUUGUACUGAUCUGGCGUAUAAGAAAGAGGUUUGUGGUCUUUGUUCGUUUUUUGGAUAGGCUGAGUUUCUUUGUUGGACAGAAAGCAUGGGAGCGCAAUUCUCCAAGACCGCUGCAAAAGGCGAAACCGCGGCUGAAAAGCCAGGAGAGGCGGCUGCUUCACCGUCUAAGACAAACGGCCAGGAAAACGGGCAUGUGAAAGUGAACGGAGACGCCUCUCCCGCUGCAGCGGAGGCCGGGAAGGAGGAGGUGCAGGCCAACGGCAGCGCCACCGCGGAGGAGAGUCCGAAGGAGGAGGCGGAGAAGGCAGAGGCGGCCCCCGCAGAGAAAGAGGCGGCAGAGGGAGACAAGGAGAACGCGGAGGCGGCAUCUCCUGCCGCUGCCGACGGAGAGGGCUCGGCGAAGGCAGAGGAGGGCGCCACGCCCUCCACCAGCACCGAGACCCCCAAAAAGAAGAAGAAGCGCUUCUCUUUCAAGAAGUCCUUCAAGCUGAGCGGGUUCUCCUUCAAGAAGACCAAAAAGGAGACGGGAGAGGGUGGGGAGGCCGAGGAAGCCGCCGCCGCCACCUCCACGGAGGAAGCUAAGACCGAGGCCGCCGAGGCACCCGAGGCAGCUGAGGCCAAACCGGCUGAGGAGGAGGCCGCACCCGCUGCUGCCGAGGAGACGAAGGAGGAGGCGGCCGCCUCGCCGGAGGCCAAGCCUGAGGAGCCCGCAGCCGAGGAGGCAAAGGCCGCCCCCGCCCCGGCAGCCGAGGAGCCCAAGGAGAAGGUGGAGGAGAAGCCGGCCGAGCCCGCCCCUGAAGCCAAGCAGGAGGAGGCCCCGAAAGCGGAGGAGCCCGCACCCGCACCUGCCACGCAGGAGCCUGCCUCCAGUCCGGAGGCCCCGGCUGCUGAAGCCGCUGAGUAAACCCCCCCCCCAGACGCCCAGAGCAACGGAAAGAAAAAAGAAGAAAAAGGAGAAAAAAAAGAUAAUCAAAGAACUUUUUUCCCUGUUUGUAUGUGGGAGCGGUGCCAGGGUCCUGGCUUUUGGAGAACUUGUCCUACAACCAGGGAUAUUUUAAAGCUUUUCUCUCUCUCUUUUUUUUUUUUUUUAUUUUUUCCCCUACCCCCUCCACAAAACCCAUCUCGGUCCAUUGUUACUACCAUUCCAAGGGGCAGAGAGGUGGGUGGCUUAGAUAAGUAAUAUGGAAAAAAAAUACAUCCACACUCUGCCGUAUACUUUUUUUUGCAUCAGUAUUAAAUGUUUUUUUUUGUCGCAUAUUUUGCAUUUUUUAUACAAAAUGUAAACUUGUCAAAAUGUAUGGACAUGCCCAUGGUAUGAAGGAGGAGGGUGGUCAAAAGUUGAGAUGUAAAUGAAGGGAUGAGGGGGCGGGAGGGAGUGGGAAAGGGGCGGGAAACGGCACCUUUGUUGCCUGGGAGACAUGCCACAGAUUAUGAUGUAAAGGGUAGUCUUAAAAAAUGAAAUUACAAAUGUCUUUUUGUGUACCAUAAGUGUACCAUGCGGUUUACAACACUAAGUCAUUUUUACUCUGAGAAGACAACAAAAAGAUGAGAAAUUCCCAGAACUAGGUUUAGGAGGUCAUUUUUAAAACCAUAGAAGCUUUUCACUUCUCUCAUUAGCUGUACCAGUCAGUGAUUCAGUAGAAAUACAAGUUGUAUAGGCUUUCCUGUUUAUUGCUGGUUUUAUGACCUUAAUAAAGUGUAAGUAUGUAUAGGCGGGGUGUUUUUAACUGUGAUUAUUGUACAAAUGAAAUCUUGAUCUCAAGAAGCACAUGAAGUCUGCAGCUCUUUUCCACCCUGCUCAUUUUGUAAGAUAACAAAAUACAAAGUCAUCCUGGAAGACCUUUUAAGCAAUUUUUGAACUCAAAACCAAGCUGUGAUAAGUGGAAUGGUUACUGUUUAUAUACUGUGGUAUGUUUUGAUGACAGCAGACAAUGCUUUUCAUUCAGUGGUCUUUGACAAAUUAAGGAAUCUUUAUCAGAUGCAAUGUUUGUGUAGCAUCUUGUCUCUUUCUUUUCUUUUGUAAAUACUGGAGAAGCUUUGACCAAUUUGACUUAGAGAUGGAAUGUAACUUUGCUUACAAAAAUUGCUAUUAAACUCCUCUGCUGAAGGUGUUCUAAUUUUCUGUGAGCACACUAAAAGCAAAAAUAAAUGUGAAUAAAAUUUA